UAAACACCAAAACAACGGGCAUCUGUCCCUGGGAUGGACUGCAGGGAUCGGGUCGAUUGCGAUCUGUGGGUUCGUUGUUAGCUGGCAGCAUUUCCUCCUGCUGUAACGGCUAAGAAACAUAAUUUCCUAAAUAUAUAACGAAGAAUUACUCUCAAGAGGGACGGUUCUUGGUAGAUUUAGCAGCAACUGCCGAUUGCGCAUCUGGAAUUUAGCCGCUAGCGCUAGCUAGCCGACAAGCUAGUUUAGCAGAUCCUGUCCUCUGCAUUUUUGUCGAAGCAUUAGCUAUAAGCUAGCUCUCAGUCUCAAGCAUUCACAAGUCAAAGAACAUGUAAAUUACCAUGGAGGCAAAGAGACGGGAACUGGCAGUGCCAGUGAUGGCCUCCCCCCUGCCUGUCUCCAUCAUCCUGGUGGUUCUGCUGUUGGCUGAGUCUCCAUGCCAGGCAGGGGACUGCAAAGGCCACAGGCAGGUGUUGAGGGGACCACCAGGCUACGUCACAGAUGGACCAGGAAACUACUCUGUCAAUGGGAACUGCGAGUGGCUUAUCAAAGCCCCCAGCAGCAGUCACAGCAUUGUCCUAAAUUUCACCUUCAUGGACACAGAGUGUACCUAUGACUACCUGUUUGUGUAUGAUGGAGACUCCUACCAGAGCCCUCUUCUAGCCAGCCUGAGUGGCAACACUCUGCCUGAACCCAUUGAAGCCAAGUCUGGCAAGAUGCUGCUUCAUCUUUUCAGUGACGCUAAUUACAACCUCCUGGGCUAUAAUGCAACGUACACCUUCUCUCUGUGCCCCGGAGCCUGUGGGGGCCGUGGUCGCUGUGACUCCACCACAUCAAAGUGCCAGUGCCAUCAGGGUUGGGGAGGAGCAGCUUGUACAACCUACCUGUGCUCCCAGGCUUGUUCUGUGAAUGGCCAGUGUGACAACAAAGGGGAGCGUUGCAUAUGUAACCCUAGCUUCCUGGGUCAGAGCUGCCUGCUUGGUUUUCAUAACGACAGUGGGGCGGGGCAGUGGUGGCGGGUGAGUGAAGGAAACCCCCACACGCCCCCCAGGACGGGUUCUGCUGGCGUGUAUCUGUCCUCCACUGGAGCCAUGUACUUGUUUGGCGGGUUUGACCUGAAUAGAGCUCUUGGUGACUUGAUCAAAUAUAACUUCUCCUCCAACCAAUGGGAAAGCCGGUCUUAUGGUCACUCUCCUGUGGCUCGUCAUUCCCACACAGCUGUUGAGUGGACGGGUAACAUGGUGAUCUUUGGAGGAGAGCUAGCUAACGGCUCCCUGGCCAGUGACGUCUGGAUGUACCGGCCUCUCCAAGAUGACUGGCAGCAGCACGGCUUCUCAAAUUCGCGUGGGUCUCCUAAACUGGCCAAUCACGCUGCAGCUGUCGUAGACAACUAUCUCUAUGUAUUUGGAGGUCGCACUGAGGAGGAUAUGUUUUCUUCCUCUCUGUAUCGGUUCGGCCUGCAUGGCUCUGGGCGGUGGGAGACUGUUCAGCCCACCGGGGGGAAGCCCCCUUCCACCGCGGGCCACUCCAUGGUGUUCCACAGCCCCUCCAGGACGCUGCUGGUCUACGGUGGCCACCGGCCCACCACUGCCAGGUUUAGUGUGAGGGUGAACAACACCGACGUGUUCCACGUUGACCGGCGGUUCUGGACAUCUUUCCGUUCCCGUUUCCCAGCAACCGGCCCCAGAGAGCGAGCUUUCCACACAGCCACCGUCAUCGGAAACUACAUGGUGGUCUACGGGGGGAAUGUGCAUAUUCAUUACCAAGAGGAGAAGUGCUAUGAUGAGGAUAUCUUCUUUUACCACCUGGGCUGUCACCAGUGGGUUUCUGCUGGGGAGAGAUGGUCCCUCAGAGGGGAUCCAGUGAGGGGGCGUUACUCGCACGUUGCUGCUGUGAUGGAGGGAAAAGUGCUGCUGGUUGCCGGGGGUUACAACGGUAUUGCCAAUGGAGACCUGGUGGCUUACAAAGUUCCGCUGUUCGUCAGUAGCGAUCAGGGUGACAGGGAUGCUGUGUGUGCUGAGGCACUCGAUGAAAGUAUGUGCCUGAAGAACCCCGAGUGCAGCUGGUGUGAAGGCCGCUGUCGAGAGUACCAGCCCACUAAUCCGUGUGGCAGCACUGGUUGCCUUGGCCUGGCUCGCUUCCUGUCUGACUGCCAGUCCUGUCUGGUAUUCAGUGGCACCCCCGCCUCUCUGGCCCGGGCCCCUGGUGAAUUUGGCUGGUGUGUCCAGAACGAGUCCUGCCUUCCAGUGUCAGAGCGAAGUGCGUGCCGUGUGGACCAGAUCUCAGGAGCGUACGGCUGGUGGGGGGAGCGUACCCUUUUCCUAACCUCCCUCCACUCCUGUCGCACCGAGAACUAUGUCCCGGGACUGCACCUGCUCACCUUCCAGCACCCCCGCAACGACUCCCAGCCUGACAAGGUGUCCAUCCUCCGCAGCACCACCAUCAUCCUUAGCCCCACCACAGAAAUGGACGUAGCUCUACAGUUCAGGGGCUUCAUCCACCCAUUAUGGGGGGCCCCUCCACCAGCACCCCCUCCCAUCGAGAGUGUCUCCAUGUGGGCUCGCAUCCAGAGGCUCCACUUUGAGGCUCGGAUGGCUUCAGGGCCCAACUCCAGCCAACUGGAGGUGGUGGGUCGCUGGGCAGCGCAGCAGGAGAAGGAGUUGAAGCUGCUGGCUCGAACAGACGGGAGCCGACUGUUCUCUAACCUGACGAGGGGAAACCAUUACCUCGUUCAGGCGGAGGGAUACCUGAACAACUCGGGCUCGGGACAGACCAGCGAGAUGGCCCUGAUAUGGAACAGAACAUUACCUGGAGGGAGUGAGAUCUCCUUCCUGUUCCUGGAGCCGUACCGCUCGGGGUCCUGCUCAGCGUACAUGUCCUGCCUGGCCUGUCUGUCCGACCAGUCCUGCGGCUGGUGUCCCUCUUUGUCCCGCUGCCUGCUGCGAGACACCCCGGACAUCGAGCCCUGCCCUGAGGGGGAGAAGGGGGAAGGCAGAGGAGAUGGUGAGCGCCAUCUGCUGCUAGCACCGCAGCACUGCACCCUGUGUGAGGAGUACAGAGACUGCUCUGCUUGCACUCAGGAUACUUUUUGUGAGUGGCAGAUCAACUCCAGCAAGAAAGGCGACUACCAGUGCAGCCGACGGGGACGACUAGAUGGAUCCAUACGGGACCCAAGGGUGUGUCCUAAAGUCUGCAACCAGAGGAGGACGUGUGGUGAGUGCCUCUCUAACUCCAGCCAGUGUGCAUGGUGUGAGUCGGCACAGGCCUGCUUCUACUUUGCUGCCUACCUCACAAAAUACCCGUAUGGAGAGUGCAGGGACUGGUACGACAGUGUUCAUUCGGUUCCCCAGUGUAAGCAAUGUUCAGCUUUAAACACGUGCACAGACUGCCUGAGAACCUUCCAGUGUGGCUGGUGUGGCGACCACAACAAUCCCACAAUUGGAAAAUGUUUGAAGGGAGACUGGGGGGGAAUGGACGACCCCUCAGUUUAUAACUGCAGUGUGGCUGUGGCUGAAGCACGAGCUGCAAAUCCUGACCCUACGACCUCUGCGCCACCGCGACCUCUGGAAAUGGAGAUGGAGCUGGAGCUGUUGGAAAACGAAGAGCAAGAUGCCAUCUGGUCGUACCCCACCUGCCCAGAUGUGGAGGAAUGCAGGCUGGGUCUCCACAACUGUCACUCCUUCGCCACCUGCAUCAACACGCCCACCUCCUACGAGUGCCACUGUGAGCGAGGAUACACCGGGGACGGCACGCUGCACUGCAACCAGACGUGCUACAACGAGUGCCGUGAGGGUCAGUGCAGCGGCAGCCCGCGGUUUGAGUGUGAAUGCUCCCUCGGCUGGACGUCUGACCCCGCCACGCUGGUCCUCAGUGGGGUCGAAUGUGACGUAGACUGUGGCUGCAACUUCCACUCCACCUGCAUCACUGCACCGGGGAUCUGUGACGAAUGCCAGGAUUGGACGACCGGCCCCCACUGUGAGGACUGUCGCCCGGGCAGCUUUGGAUCGGCGCUGUCUGGAGGCGAGGGCUGUGUGCAGUGUGAGUGUAACGGCCACGGUCACCCUGUGCGAGGAUACUGUCACAACCAGACCGGCCAGUGCUACUGUACCCACAACACACAGGGGCCGCACUGUGAGUCCUGCCUGCCCGGAUACUACGGAGACCCCAGGAACAAUGGCACCUGCUACCGUCAGUGCCAGGGCCGCUCGGUGCUGCUCUCCUCCACCUCCUCCUCCGCCAUGCCUCUCUCCUCCUCUCUGGGAUGGCGUAGUGGCACAGAGGGCAAAGGAGGACUUUCUCACUGCCUGUGGGUCCUGUCUGUGACGGAGAACCUGGCUCCAUGUCUACCCAGACAGCUGUGCCCCCCUGUGGCCCUCACACUACACCCUGACUCCCACACGCAUUGUAAAAGCUCCUUUGUCUAUGUGUUUGACGGCCUCCCUCGUUUCCUGCCCAAUGGAGUCGUACAUUCAGAUCACAACCUGAUUGGUGCAUUUUGUGGCACCACCAGGACUGAGCCUAUCACAGUGGAGGCCACCUCAGGCGUGAUCUCUGUCUACUUUGAGGCCAACGUCUCCUCGAACAAACCUCAAGGCUUCAACGCGUCUUUCUGGGUGCGGCGCUGUCAGCAGAGCUCUGAUGACGGAGAAGAGGGGUCUCCUGUGUGUCCGGGGGGGGCCGUGUGCCAGGAGGGGCUCUGCCAGUGCCCGCAGGGAUUCGGAGGACCCCACUGCGACCGGCCCAUGUGCCCUCAGGACUGUGGAGUAGCAGAAGGACGAGGAGCGUGUAAUAUAUCUCUGGGAGUGUGUGUGUGCUCAGAGAACUGGGCUGGAUCCGACUGCUCUGUCCCCCGCGACUCCAACAGCCUGCUGUGGGAAACACUGCUGGACACACAACUAACAGUGAACCAGGCCCACAGGUUCCUGCACAGGAUGGGUCACUCUCUGGUGUCCGGGCCGCAGGGAAACCUCUGGAUGUACGGAGGACUCUCUCUGACACAGGGCAUUCUGGGUAAUGUCUACAGAUAUUCUGUGUCGGAGCACCGUUGGACCCAAAUGCUGACGAGCUCAUUGGAGGAAGGCUCGACUCCCGGUCCUCGCUACCACCACGCCGCUGCCAUGCUGACCAAUCACGAGUCCGGCUCUGGAAACCACGCAGCCAGUCACGACUGCAUGUUGGUGGUGGGCGGAGUCACUAACAACGGUGUUGCCAUGGAUACCUGGACUCUGAAUCUCAGCAGUUUGGUCUGGAGAGAACACAAGAGCACGCUGCUGCCCCCGUUGGCCGGCCACACUUUAACGGUGCGCAGACACUCCUCCGUGCUGUUGAUUGGAGGAUACUCUCCAGACAACGGCUUCAACCACCACCUGCUGGAGUUCAGCCCUCGGACCGGAAACUGGACCAUCAUCUCCCACGUUGGCACACCGCCUACAGGUUUAUACGGUCACUCUGCAGUCUACCACAAGCAGACCGAUGCCAUCUACGUGUUUGGAGGCUACCGCUUCCACGUAGAGACGGUGGAGCCCUCAGGAGAGCUCUACAGUCUGUACUACCCCAGCCUCACCUGGUCCCUGCUGGUGCCCUCACAGGGGGUCAAGCCCCUGUCCCGCUUCUUCCACACUGCAGCCAUGAUCAAAGACACCAUGGUGAUUGUCGGGGGCCGGACCGAAGCAGAGGACUACAGUAACUCAGUGUCUCUGUACCAGAUCAACUGUAACACCUGGAUUCAACCAGUCUCAGUUAUAGGAGAUCCAGUGAAUCGUUCAGUGUCUCUUGCCAUGACGAGCUGGGGCGGACGUCUCUUCCUGUCCGGAGGCUUUAAUGGCGUCACGCUGGGCCGACUCCUGACCCUGACCAUGCCCUCUGAUCCCUGUGCCCUGCUGCCCACCCCAGAGGCCUGCAACACCACCACCGGCAGCUGUGUCUGGUGUCGGGCAGCCUGUGCAUCUUCUGAUACAGCUGAGAGAAUUGGAUGCUUGACUGGUCAGUCUCCGUGUUCCCCGACCCCCCGUCAGCCGGACCAGUGUCGCAGACUUAAGACCUGCAGUGAAUGCCUCGCUCGACACCCUAAAAUAUUCACCAAUCCGUUACUGGUAACAUCCUAUGCACCUACAUCGAAACAAUCACUACCUGCUCUACAUUGUAAGUGGUGCACAAACUGUCCAGAGGGCGCCUGUAUCAGCAGCUUUGUCAGCUGCACGUCUGAACACGACUGUCGCAUCAACCAGAGAGAGAUCUUCGUGUCCAGCAACUGCACUGAGACCAGCUGCGAGGCGUCCGACUGCCCCAAGUGCACCUCCUCUGGAAAAUGCAUGUGGACUCGCCAGUUCAAACGCACAGGUGAGACGAGGCGCAUCCUGAGUGUGAACCCCACCUACGACUGGACGUGUUUCAGCUACGCUCUGCUCAACGUCUCCCCCAUGCAGGUGGAGUCCUCCCCCCCCAUGCCCUGCCCUCCCCCCUGCCACACUCUCACUAACUGCAGCCUGUGUCUGGGCUCCAGAGGCUCUGAUGGGGGGUGGCAGCACUGUGUGUGGAGCAUGGCUCUGCAGCAGUGCAUGAGCCCUUCCUACACGCCCCUGCGAUGUGAGGCGGGUCAGUGCGGUCGCCUGCUCUCCGGGGGGGACUCCUGCUCGCCCCAGUGCUCCCAGCUCACCCAGUGCUCCCAGUGCAUUGCCAGGCCUCAGUGCGGCUGGUGUGCUGGUCGGGGGGGCAAUGGGGCUGGAGGCUGCCUACAAGGAGGACUUGAUGGUGUGAGUGAGGGUGUUUGCCCCCUGAGGAACAGCAGCUGGUCCUUCCUCCACUGUCCAGAGGAGGAUGAAUGUGCCAAUGGCCAUCACGACUGUAACAGCACCCAGGACUGCCACGACCAACCGCAGGGCUACCACUGCACCUGCAAACAGGGCUACAUCCUCAGCAGUGUUUCUGGUCAGUGUGAGCCGGUGUGUGCACAGGGCUGUGUGAACGGGACGUGUAUUUCCCCAGGAAUUUGCCAGUGUCACUUCGGGUUUGUGGGAGAUAACUGCUCCUCUCAGUGCAGUUGCAACAAACACAGCAACUGCGCCGGAGUCAGCAAACCGGAUGUUUGCCUCGAGUGCCACAAUAACACCAUAGGUAAGCACUGUGAGAAGUGUAAGCCUCUGUUUGUGGGCUCUGCCAAGGGGGGCGGCACUUGUCGUCCGUGUCGGGAGUUUUGCAGGGGAAACAGUGAUGUGUGUUUAACCGGAGACGAACAUAAGAAGGCCCUUGAGAACCCACGGCUUUUCCCUCUUGACACCAGCAGCAUUCAGAGCGAGGUGUCGGAGGGUCCCACAGAGGAGAAUGCUGUGUGUGUGAAUUGCCAGAACAACAGCGUGGGGGACAAGUGUGAGAGCUGCCUCAGUGGUUUCUUCCUGCUUCAGGGGAAGUGUGAAAAGUGUCAGUGUAACGGCCAUGCAGACACGUGUAAUGAACACGAUGGUACAGGAUGCCCCUGCCAAAACAACACCGAGACCCCCUCCUGCCUCAACAACGCUCAGAGUGACCGCAAAGACUGCUACAAGCAACAGUGUGCCAAGUGCAAAGACUCCUUCAACGGCACCCCGGUGAACGGGCGUCAGUGCUACCGUCAGUUCAACGUGGACACAGAGUGCUGCUUCGACCCCACGUCCCAGACCAACUGCUUCCAUGACCCCACCAUCCGCAACCUGCCCAGAGGCCGGACCGUCUUUUUCUCUGCGCAGCCAAAGUUCACCAAUGUGGACAUCCGGGUUACCAUCGAUGUUACCUUUGGGGAGGUGGAGGUGUACGUGUCCAACUCUCCUGACAUCUUCAUCGUGGACGUAGACAGAUCCACAGGGAUUCACACCAUCAACAUCGAGGAGGAUCCAGCGACUCGAGGCACAGCGACUGGCGUAGAUAAGGAUUCACCUCCGUCCCCUAUAAAGGUGUUUGCCAAUGCCUCGUCCAGUCUCUUGGGUCCCUUGCUCUCCCACAAUCCACUUCAGUUGCAAGCAAAAACCCCAGGGGCGGAGAAAGAGAUGACAGAGGAGCGCGCUGAAGGACUCAUCAGCUACAUCACGGUGUGGAAACCUCAGACGGUGCUGAUAGUCCGUGGUGUUCGAGAUCGUGUGGUCAUCACCUUCCCUCACGAGGUGCACUCCCUGAAGUCCAGCCGCUUCUACAUCGCUCUGAGAGGGCUGGGAACUGACCAGAGGCAGGGGGAGUCGCAGGGUCUGCUGUUUCUGCGACAGGACCAAGCCCACAUAGACCUGUUUGUCUUCUUCUCUGUUUUCUUCUCCUGCUUCUUCCUCUUCCUGUCCGUCUGCGUCCUCCUCUGGAAGGUGAAGCAGUUCCUGGACUUCCGGCGGGAGCAGCGCCGACACAUCCAGGAGAUGACCAAGAUGGCGUCGAGGCCCUUCGCUAAACUCACCAUUUACCUGGAGCCGGAGGAGCCUCAGCUCAUCUACCUGCCGUCAGCGGGCGGGGGGGGCAGCACUGUGUCGCUCGCUCACGCCCGCACAAGCAAGCUAGGAGGUGUGGUGGUGGGUCAGAGGGGCCGGGCGGGGGGUGUCUCCUACAAACACGACCCGGGCUCUGGACCCACGGCGCACCACCACCAUCACCUCACCCUGGGUGGAGGGGGCAACGGCGGGCAGCACCUUCCGCUUCACUACCUGAACACCCACCACUAUGCCAGCACCACGUCUGGCACCCCCGCCUCACAACAUCAUCACCCAUCCACGUACAGCGGCUACCAGAACUUUUGCCGCUCCGACCCCUUCCUCUCUCAGCUCAUGGGCUUUUCUUACUCCACCUUUAAGGUCGGGCCCAUCACUCUGGAGCCCACGGACGACGGCAUGGCCGGGGUGGCCACCGUCCUCUUCCAGCUGCCCGGGGGGGUCCUGGCUCCCAAUCGGGCCUGCCUGGGCUCUGCACUGGUUACUCUGCGUCAGAACCUGCAAGAAUACUGUGGCCAUGGCAACGGGGGGGGUCACCCGGGGGGAGGGGGGCGCAAAGGUCUGCUCGGGCAUCAACACCUCACCACUAUGGCUAUGUAGGGAAGCAACAAUAUAAGAUAAGGUGUAAAAGAGAGGGGAUGAAUUUGUUUGAAAGCUGUAAGGCAAAAGUCCAAGAGUUAUGUCGCUUCACGUGAGCAUUUUGAACAGAGUUGUACAUACACUGUAACAUGAAUUAUUAAGUGUCUUUUAUUUGUAUUAUGUAUUGCAGUGCUUCACAUGACCAUGUCUCUGCAGUGCACUACAACUGCUUCAUGCUUCAACAACACAUCCUGUCUAUGAGGUGUGAGCACACUCAGUCUCAUACACAGACUGAAGCCGGACUGAGGACAAAACUCUUCUCACUGACAAAGAGAGGUGUUAAAAAUACUCUCUUUGGAACCAACAUGUGCUUUAUACCCCAGAAAGUGACAAUCAAAAUUGCCGUUGAGAACAAAAGACUUUGGUUAGGCGUAAUGUGCAAGAUUGUGAUUGUCAGCUCCGUGCAGGUAAACAAGUCAAAGUCGCUUGUGAGAUGUUUUUUAUAUCACAGUCGAUAUGAGUGAUUUAUAACUGUAGCUCAGUAUAUGGCAGGCUUCGAGGCUACGUGUUUAUGUUACACAUUAAUUUGUGUUUCUUCUCAUCUGCCUUCACUUAUUGCCUUGUCUGCGAGUCGAACGGCUUACACUUAAUAACACAUUUUGUUUCAUGACUUGAACAAAUAAUGAAGGAUGAUGUUUUCCUAUUAGUAUAAUAGUAAGAUAAUUUAGAAACACAACAUAAUUCGUCCAUGAAAAGAAGAAAGUAUGUGUCCUUUGGAAACGUUUGGUUACAUUAUGAAAUGUAUGUUGGUGUUUGGCUCGUUUUGCUGGACUGCUUUUUUCAGGCACCUUGUCUGCUUAAAUGAUUGUAAUAACCAAUCAAUUUGAUUUAAAAAAAGAAAAGAAAUUGGAUGUAUAAAAAUGAAAAGGUAUGGAACAUUUUACUUUAUCGAAAUGAACGCAACGGAAAGAAUUCUCCUGGUGAGAGAUUUUGAGAAGACGUGAAAGCUUUUUUAUUUGUGAUGAGACUGAAUUACUUGUACUGUCAAGGUUAGUUUUGUUUUUUGUGUUUCCUCUCUGGUUUCCUUUUUGCACUGCAUGGAGGCAAUGAGCCCCAUUAUUCACGAGAAACACUAAGAGAUGUCGUCCAGCCUCAGAUGGCACACGAGUCAUGAAUGAACUCAGAAUGAUGCUACUGGCUUGUUAUCGACUGAACUAAAUCAUGAACUGUAUACUCACAGCAAAAGCUUCAAAUACAUACUGUCCCUAUUUAUAACAGCCCUCCACGAUUAAGCAUUAAUACUGUUUUUUUUCUUUGUUCUUUUUUUAACAUAUUUUGUACAUACAUUUUGUUGUGUUUGUUUUUUUGUUUUCAAAAAAGGGAACAGUGCUGUACAGAAUAUUGCGUCAAGAUUCUCUGUCCUGAGUCGGCUUAAAUAAAGUCUGUGAAACAUGA
Trematomus bernacchii (emerald rockcod) is the source of this 10469-nucleotide messenger RNA. It is a transcript of the gene megf8, whose product is annotated as multiple EGF-like-domains 8. Lineage: Eukaryota; Metazoa; Chordata; Actinopteri; Perciformes; Nototheniidae. The record is from RefSeq and is a predicted model, not a curated record. Gene Ontology annotation, molecular function: protein binding; calcium ion binding. Bases 339 to 9035 code for a protein of 2898 amino acids. The transcript is spliced from 44 exons.